UCCUCACUUCUAUAUAAAUAUUUUUGCUGUUAGUCUUUACUAUCCUGUUUCCUCUAUAGUUUCCAAAUACUUCUUGCUUAUUUCUGAUUUUUACCUGAAUACGUACCAGAGAAAACAUGGCUGAGGCUAUUGUUACUGAAGUUGCUAAGGAAAUACUAAGCAAGCUGAUUCCACUUGUUACCGAGCAGAUCGGGCUUGCUUGGGGUUUCAAGGAGGAGCUGACACGGCUUCGUCAGUCAGUGGAGAUGAUCCAAGAUCUGCUGGCUGAUGCAGAGAGAAAGCAAGUGACUGACCUGUCAUUGAGGCGCUGGCUGCAGAGACUUCAAGAUGUUGCUUAUGAUGCUGAUGAUGUGAUGGAUGAGCUUGCGUAUGAGAUUCUCCGGCGAAAGGUAGAGAUCCGAAAUCAAAUGAAAAGAAAGGUAUGCUUCUCCUUUUCAUUUUCAAACCCCAUUGCAUUUCGUAUCAAGAUGGCCAACAAGGUUAAGAAUAUUAGCGAGUCUCUAAAAAAGAUUAAUGAAGACGCAAAUGGAUUUGGACUUACUAGAGCAAAAUUAGUAAAUGCAAAUCCUGAGAUAAUCCCAAACCGAGAGACAGACUCCUCUGUUGAUCAUUCAGAAAUUGUAGGAAGGGAAGAUCAUGUCUUAGAAAUAGUAGACUUGCUGCUUAGUGCAACCAAUCAACAACUCUCAGUCAUUCCUAUUGUAGGAAUGGCAGGUUUGGGAAAAACAACUUUAGCAAAAUUAGUGUACAAUCAUGAGCUAGUAAAGAGACAUUUUGAUAAGACAAUAUGGCUAUGUAUCUCUGAUGAUUUCAAUGAUAAAAGGAUUUUGAGAGAGGCUUUAGAAUCCCUUACCCAUAACUCAAGUACAUUAGAAAAUAAGAAUACAAUAUUAGAAUGCCUUCAAAGGGAGUUGCAAGGCAAAAGAUAUCUUCUAAUACUUGAUGAUGUAUGGAAUGAAGAACCUGUGAAAUGGGAUUCUUUAAGGAGUUGUCUAUUAGGAAUUAAUCCGAAUGCGGGAAACAGCAUUAUUUUAACAACCCGUAGUGAUAAAGUGGCCAAAAUCACAAUGACACUUCCACAAAAUAACUUGAAAAAACUAUCAGAAGAUGAAUGCUGGUCCAUAAUUAAAAAAAAAGUAGCUCUUAAUGAAAUAGUUCCACUAACUCGUGAUUUAGAGGCUAUUGGAAGGGAUAUUGCCAAAAAAUGUGGAGGGGUCCCAUUAGCUGCAAAAGUCCUAGGGGGGACGAUGUCUCUUAAAAAGGAGAAAAGUGAAUGGUUAGCAAUUCAAAACAAUGAAAUUUGGAAUUCGCUAAAUGGUAGUAAUGAAAUGUUACCAAUAUUAAAAUUAAGCUUUGAUCAUCUUUCACCACCAUCUCUUAAACAAUGUUUUGCAUAUUGUUCAGUUUUCCCUAAAGAUUAUAGGAUUAGUAAGGAAGAAUUAAUUCAGCUUUGGAUGGCUGAAGGGUUCCUUCAACCAUCUCUAGGAGGUUGUCAAGUGAUGGAGGAUAUUGGUAACAGGUGUUUUGAUAUCUUAUUGGCAAAUUCCUUAUUCCAAGAUGAGGAAAAGGAUGAAUAUGAUAAUAUUAUCAUAUGCAAGAUGCAUGAUUUGGUACAUGAUCUAGCUCUCUCAGUAUCAAAAUCAGAGACCCUAAUUUUAAAUGAGGAUUUGAGAGAUGAUAUCAGCCUUGUACGACACUUGGUGAUCCAACCUAAAGGCAAAACUAUACCAAGAAUUCCAUUUUUAAAAGAUGGUGCCUGGAAAUUGCGCACAUUUAUUUCAGAAAAUGCUGCACUUGCUAACACAAUAUUCAAUUUUGAAUGCUUGCGUGUUUUAAAAUUAUAUGGAGACAGUAUAAAAGAAUGCCAAGUUCAGUUGGCCUAUUAAUACAUUUGAGACUUCUCUGCAUCUCAAGUACCUACAUCGAAGUGUUACCAAAGGCCAUCACCAAGCUGUACAAUUUGCAAACUUUAAGAGUUGAACGUUGUUAUAAUCUCAAAGAGUUUCCAGAAGAUCUAAAAAAUUUGAUUAAUUUGAGACAUAUUUAUUUUAAUGA
Molecule: messenger RNA, 2055 nt
Organism: Quercus lobata
Lineage: Eukaryota; Viridiplantae; Streptophyta; Magnoliopsida; Fagales; Fagaceae
Product: putative disease resistance protein RGA3
Exons: 1
Coding region: 117-1886 (589 amino acids)
Molecular function (GO): ADP binding
Source: RefSeq, a predicted model, not a curated record